Diabrotica virgifera virgifera (western corn rootworm) is the source of this 1036-nucleotide messenger RNA. RefSeq lists its product as uncharacterized. The record is from RefSeq and is a predicted model, not a curated record. Bases 146 to 547 code for a protein of 133 amino acids. Lineage: Eukaryota; Metazoa; Arthropoda; Insecta; Coleoptera; Chrysomelidae. The transcript is spliced from 2 exons.
GUUCUUAGUCGAUGUCAAGUGUUCAAUCAUUGUCAAAUUGUUUUGCUCGCAAUUUUAAAUUUUGUAUGAAAAAACUAUUAACAAUAAAAUUGUGGAGUUGAUAGUAACCGAUAGACAUAUUUAAGGAGUGGCCUGUCACCGAGCAAUGACCCCUGUAAACAUAGCUGCAGCUUUCAAGAAGACAGGAAUUUUUCCAUUUGAUCAGCAUGUCUUUAACGAAGGAGAUUUUCUGGCGAGUCAUUUGACGGAUAGACCACCUCCUCCAGAAUCGUUGGAAGAAUUACCUUCUACUUCUACUAGUGAAACAAAGGACAAAUACACCAGAAAAAGAUAUGAAACUACAAUUUGUGAGUCCUGUGGAAAUACGAGGAUAUCCAAAGAAAGCCAACGUACCAGCAAUACGCAAAACAAGAAGGGAAAGACAAUGAUCGCUACAGAUACACCAGAGAAAGACGAGCUACAAGAAAUUAGAAUAAAGAAGACGGCGAUUGAAACUGUUAAGGGAAAUAUGUUGUCAAAGGUUAAUGACUCCAAAGAGGAAAAAUGAUAGAAACUGAUAACUCUUCUUCUUCUUCAAAAUUUUUAGUUCACGAUUCAGAUAGUUCAAUGGGCCUUGAAAAUUCAGAUGAUGACGAAGAAGAUUUUACCAAUUUAACAGCUGACCCAGUCAUAGUUUCAAGAAUUCAAGUCAAAGAUUUCAUAUUGGUUAGACUUGAUUAUGAUGCCAAAAAUAAAACAGUGAAAAAGUAUUUUUGUAGGACAAGUUGUAAAUCACAAUAUUAUGGCUGUCGAAGUUAACUUUAUGAGAAAAAGUUCAAAAAACAAUAAAUGUUUUGUAUUUCCUAAUGUCACGGACAUUUGUACUAUUUCUUCAGGUCAAAUUGUUAAAAUAUUAAAAAAACCGCAUGUUACCAGUGGGCGUCAUUUUUUGUUAAUUUAGUAACUGAUAUUGUUGGGUUAUUACUGUACUGAUUUAUUUAUUUGUGAACUAUUACGCGAAUUGACUUUUAAUUAUUAUUAAAUAAAUAAAAGACUU